This is a messenger RNA of Eruca vesicaria subsp. sativa (arugula), 228 nucleotides long. NCBI's taxonomy places the organism in Eukaryota, Viridiplantae, Streptophyta, Magnoliopsida, Brassicales, Brassicaceae. The record is from the annotation of a GenBank genome assembly.
AUGAAAACCGGUCCAGCUAGCUUUGACGUUGGGCUAGUCCAGACGUUGGUUUACACCGUGAGGGCUGGUUUGUCUUAUUUGAUCAUGUUGGCUGUGUUGUCAUUCAAUGGAGGAGUCUUCUUGGCUGCAAUGGCUGGUUUUGGAUUAGGGUUCAUGAUUUUUGGAAGUAGGUCUUUUAAGGACACUGGGAGUAAUAACAAUCACACCGAUAUUCAGUCACAUUGUUGA